AAAUGGAAGGUUGGUGUUAUCAUUGGAAAUUCUGGAGAAACUAUAAAGCAUAUCCAACUUCAGUCAGGGGCAAAGAUCCAAGUAACAAGGGACAUGGAUGUUCAAUCCAGGUCACAGACAAGAUUGGCUGAUCUUUCGGGCACUCCUAACCAGAUAAGCAGAGCUGAGCAAUUGAUAAGUGAUGUUCUUGCAGAGGUUGAUGCUAACUCAUUUGGCACUAUCUCUAAUUGGAAGUACAAUGCACCUCAACCUAGUGUUGAGCAAUUCCAGAUGCAAAUUGCUAACAAGUGCGAUGGUGUGGUGGCUCGUGCGGCAUGCGGUGGCCUCAGAAGGUGGGCGCCAACACUUGCAGCUUGUGCACAAUGGCAACUCCACGCAUCUCCUGCGCCAGGAGCAAGG
Triticum dicoccoides is the source of this 399-nucleotide messenger RNA. Its product is annotated as poly(rC)-binding protein 1-like. The annotation marks the transcript as partial. The transcript has 4 exons. Gene Ontology annotation, molecular function: RNA binding. The record is from RefSeq and is a predicted model, not a curated record. NCBI's taxonomy places the organism in Eukaryota, Viridiplantae, Streptophyta, Magnoliopsida, Poales, Poaceae.